This is a messenger RNA of Coregonus sp. 'balchen', 36533 nucleotides long. The record is from the annotation of a GenBank genome assembly. NCBI's taxonomy places the organism in Eukaryota, Metazoa, Chordata, Actinopteri, Salmoniformes, Salmonidae.
AGCUUAUGUCCUCUGUGAUGCCUCAGCAGCAACAGAGGGAGGAAGGGGAGGAGGAAGAUGAAGAGCAAGGGGAGAAGUUUGAGUUUGACGACAGUGCUGAUGAAGAGAAAGAGCCAGCGGAUACUAAAGACCCUAUCUCAGACUCUGUAAAAGCCAGUCAAAAAUCAAACCAGUCAUUUAAGGAGGCUACAAACCAACCACAGGACAACACACUAACACCCCCUGGACACUCACAACAGCACCUCAAUGCAAUGCCCCGUGCUGGUCAGGAGGACAACCCCUCCCAGGGACAAUACUCCACAGCCUCUCCAGGUAAAGUGUUCUUUCUAUUACAGCACAUUGUGAGUGACUCUUCUCCACUGGUCUCAUAAGGUGCUGUCAGUUCAUAAAGUGAUUUCUUAAUAGCUUCAGACAGACAGGCAUAAAGAGAGCCAGGUUAAACCUUGUUCUAAUUGGAUAAAGAGCAGUGAAACUCUUGUUAUUAGUAUAAUAUUGACUACCUGACUCAGUCAUGCUGCCAAAAAAGCUCUGUUAAUUACACUCCCAGCUAAAGAGGAAGAUUUUAAUCUAUGGGAACUUCUGUCGGACAAAAUGAAGCGACUAGUGCUUAAUUAAAAGGCUUCUUACAAAGCCUACGUGUAGUACUGUAAUCCGCUAAGUGGGUUGUGGAGCAUUCCUCCGCCGCGCUGGGGAAUUAUGGGGUUGAUGAUGCUGUACAGUGAAAGCCUGUUACAUAACCAGUGGCUGGUGAAGGAGACGUCAUCAGGCAGGGACUCAGCCCUGCAGGCAAAUGAGAGGGUUUACAUUGUCUCUGUAUAAAUUAGAUAAUAGUUUUAAUAGGGAUAUCUUUCAUAAAAGCUGAUAUUCACACAGUGCCUAUAUACAGCUAAUAUUAAGAUUCCGAUGGGCUGUUCACAUUUUACAUUUUGAUAAAGUUUUGCUCAUAUUGAAACCUACUGAGAUGAAUUCUAAACGUUUUAACUGUCCUUACCAUAUGGUACACGUUGCACAAGUUACAGUAAAAGUAACAUGACAUUAGCAUUUUUUAAACAUUUUUUUUCUUGGCUCUAAUGUCUCCCCACAGAUGUUCCAGUUAGCGACCCACCCAGGCGGUAAGAGACGCUCUGCUUUUUAUAUGCUAUCACAGUAUGUGGGAAUCGGUAUUACAUCCUUACAGCCCGUGUGGUUUGGUCUCGUAAGAGGAAACAUCUGUAUUCAUUAGGUUAUCAAUAUAUUUGCAUAACACAAAAUCAGAUACAACUCUAUAUGUCAUAGAGAAAGUGUGUGUCAAAGUUAAAAUGUAGGACUGAUAUGUUUGGAAAAGGAAGUCAAAGGAGGCGGCCCAUCUGUGACUGAGGUUAUGUGGGAAAAAAACUCUAACAUACUGAAUCAGUAGCCUAAACAGGUAGUCUGUAGUCUGCAGGUUAUAGCAGUUUGCAGUAUAAAAGUUCUAUAUGAGUUAGGGGGUUCACUAGAAUGUACACUAGAAACAUGUUAUCAACCAGUGUACUGUAUCACCCUCUUCAUUUGUGAUCUCCUACCUUGGUGGUGCCCACUGGUCCUGGUUAGGUCCCAGCAUGAUGAUGUACUGGGAAACCUGUGCUGAUCGGAGAGCCAGGGCCGGCCAUUCAUGUGGGCUUUCAUGAGAUAAAAAAGAGGGGUGUCUGAGUGACUGUGAUAAAGUCUGUCUGUGUCUGUGUGUUUGAAUAGGGUUGGAUUGUGAGAGAAGGAACUGUAAGGUCUCUGCAAUUUCUGCUGAGUACACCGUUCCACUGUGGGUCAAUAUUCUCCCUUUCCUAGUGGAGAUAUCAAUAGCUUUUUCCGCCAUCAAGGUGUGAGGUGUGUGUCAGAGCAUUUGCACUGUGUGUCUGUUUCAGCUAAGAUUAAGAUAUAUUUGCAUCACAAAUAAUACUUUAUAAUAGAAACAUUGUUGCAGAACAUGCAUAAAAUGUCUACAGGUCUACUUAGCCAAAAAUCCAGGAAAGCAGUGGUAUUUGGCAGAUACCUUUCAUUAAGUGAGACCCUUAAGAUGAAAAGUCCUAGACAAAGGUCACCAUGACAACUUGACACCUGACAUUUAUAUGGCUCUCUUAUGUUCAGUUGAGCUGUAACCUUAAAGGGGAACACAUUUAACACUCCACCUAAGCAACCCCACUUUACAACACUCCUUUUUCUUCAUCUGCGUUCCACCCUUCCUCUCCUGAGUGGUAGAUCUGCAAGCUGGGUUUGUAAGCUGUUAAAGUAAACAAUGUCACAGUAGACACAUACUGUAUGCAGACCUGUGUACAAUGCUUUAUGACUGACCGGGUGCACACUGCAGACGCAAGAUGCAGUUGCAAUAGUAGGUGGUGUGUUGUUAGGUUAGACUCAUCAGCAUGGUCACCACUGUUCCCCAGAGAGACAGUUGGAAAGCCAUGUAAACAACGCUCUCUGGGCUGACAGUGCUGUAGCUGGAGGGAGUUGAAACAGAUCUUAGACAGUAAAGGCCUUGCAUUCAGGCUGCUCAGUGCUCACACUGUGCUUUGCCUCAGGCUAUUCUAUUUGCAUUUAAAAAACGUUCCCUGCUCCUCUGUUCUCUCCUACAGGCAUUUGACUCACAGGGACUUAUAUAGACAAGUGAAGGGUAUAGGCCUACAAAGAUGAACCAUAAAAUAUAUACUCCUCCAACAUUGAAAUAAUGUUAUUGUUCUCACAAAAUGUCUUGUUAAAUCCCCCUGUGAAACCACAGUUAUGGGAAAUGCAUGUUUUCUGUUCUUUAUUAAUCUUACAGAACAGAAAUGGUUUAUUCUGCUUCAUGUUGAGGCUUUGUUGUGUUAUUAAUAUGUCUGAUCAUUGUUUUCUAAGAAAUCAUUUUAGAAAGCUCUUAGUUGUAGAAAACCGCUUGAGUAGACAUUACUCUUUAAAACUGCUAUUAUUAGCUGUAAUAUGAUGAGUUGUCAUCACAAGCCCUGUGUGCUGCUUUCUGACUGAUUCUGUCUGGUGUCUUUGCGGAGCCAAUGAAGGUGAAGAUUUGCAACUUUUAUUUGUGGACAUUACAACGGAGUGGAUUUCAAGUUUGAACAUUACUCAAACAAGCAUUAGCUAACGCCUUUAUUGCUGUCUUGCCAAUUGGUCAGCAGGCUGCUCGCAAGCUAUUUGGCUGCUAAAUAUUUCCUACACAACUUAUCUGCGUGGUUAUGUAAGGACUGCGGUGUGUCAGGCAUGUCUGGAGCAGGGGAGAGUUACACUAUCUCGCUGACUGAUUGAUUUACUGGUUGUUGGCAUAGCCGAGAUGGAUGGUGGUAGGGAUGUAUUUAAUGAGAUAGGUCUGGGAUGGAGGAGAAACCAAUCUGUAUAAUGUGGGACUGCUGUAAAUCUGACUGGUGGCUCGAAAACAUAAGCAAGUGGUAGCUCUUUACAGAAUACCGACAAGAUCAGUAUUAUUAGGAGUUGUCUCAAAGGCAAUAGUACAUGCUAGUCAUUAUUAUGGUCAGGCUUUAGAUAUGGCUGGCGAUCAAGGGCUAUAGUUUAGGGGGAACAUUCAUAGCUCACAGUUAAUAUAACAAGCUGGAGGUAAGGUCACAUUAUCAUAUUCAUGGUCUCACAUGAGUUACUUUUUUUUUGUUGACAUUUUAGUGAUUCAGCAGACGCUCUUAUCCAGAGCGACUUACAGUUAGUGAGUGCAUACAUUUUCAUACUGAGUUCACCUGGAUCAGAGGACUCUCCACCCCUCACAACAGCAGUUAGCAGAAUCAUCACACCACAGUGAAUAGGACUGACCAACCUAGCAGAACUGAGCUGCACUAGGAACAUAUGGGCUGUGCCAGGUUUAAUGGGAGUGUUAGCGUGCUGGGAUGGCAGUGCUUCAGACCUUUUGCCCCUGGCUACUCCACCUCUCCUCUUCUCCUCCUCCACACUGCACUUACUUUGUAAUGAGCCACACAGCACCCAGCCUAGAGUGGUCAUAACUGCUCUCACUACUCUGUCUGGUAUGUUCCAGGGUCUCUAGCCCCGUCGAGCUGGUUGAGCCCAAUGCCGCAGCACCCUCCUUGGGAGAGCAGGCCCAGGGAGGUUCUGGUCCUGGAGAGGCGUUACCUGUGAAGAAGCAGACUGACUCGGAGGACCAUAGUGUGGAGACGGCCAAGGAGAGCUCCAGCCUGAGGGAACACUCUGAAGGUACACAACAGCAUAGUGCAGAGAUACAUGAAACAUGAUAUAGACAGACAUGAGCAAGCUUACAUCAAUUACAGUAUAGCCUUCAUAACUUUCACCACAAGGCUUGUUGUCGGUAGCAUUGCAUAUUUGUUGACAUUGUUUUACAGUAAUAAUAUAAAAACUGUAUUGGCCUGUAAUCUUCUGUAACCUUCAUGGAGGGCAACAGCUAAUACAUACUCUCUCCCUCCCAUGAUUUGAUUUACACCUUGACAUGAAUUAAAUUAAUUCAGGAUGAGGAUCAAUAGUGGACUAUUAGUCUAUUUCCACCAAGGGAAAUUGCUCUUGGAUUUUGACUCAGUCAGCAAUGCUGACAUUAGGCUUUUUGAAGGAGGUCCACUCAAAGACUGUUUGGAGCCUGACUAAUCCACACCUUGCUCCAUUAUUUCACCUUUCUCAUUAGUUCUCUUUCACAUAUGUCCUUUACUGUUUUUGUCAAUAUUGUUGAGGUUUAUAAUGAUCAUUUUGGUGUUAAAUUUUUGUCUUCAUGCAUUGAUAGUAUGUCAAAAUUGUAUUCUACAAAGUGUACCUCAGUUUUCUGAUUAGUUAGGGUGUUCUUAUUGUGACAUAAUUGGUACCAUGGGUGGUUGUGUUUUCAAUGUCUUAAGUACUGGCACUAUUGUGGGAUUAAUUAGCUAUUUCCUGUUUAUAGCCAACAACCAAUAGCACUAUACCUCUCUGUUCAAGCUUGUGAACUUUCCUGUAGCUGAUACAAAUAUAGUCAACAAAUGGGCUUUGAUGACACUCUGUGACAUUUUAGUCAUACUUCUAACAGUAUUGCUUUGCUGUGUUGCUAUCACUACUGGAUUACUACAGUAUAGGAGCUUUGUAACUGAUUCAAAGAGUCUGGUAACUGUAAUCUGUAAUUGCGUUUAAUACCAGCAUUAGAUUUGCUUCAGGUCCUAACUUUAAGACCCGCCUGAGUCUUGGGUCCUAAUCCCAACACUACCCUAAUUCUAGGAUUUUACAAAUGUGACUUUGAACACAUUCAUCAUAGACAAACUGAAGAAAGCAACGCUAUACUGUGCUAAAAAGUUAUUCAGCAAACCAAGAUGAAAAAUGCCUGAGUUGUGUUGCCUUCUGGGAUUGUUGGGGGAACUUGAAGAAACACACCCAGACUGUUUGAAAUAAUGAGCACUGUUCCCAGAGUCAGUUACUUUCCAGAUCUACAGAUAGUCAGGCUGAUGGCCAAGAUAAAGUUAUUCCGUUUUCAUUCUGUACACAUUCUUCACAGAGAGUGUUGCUCAGUUAGUCACUAAUGUAGUAGAAGAACACUGUGUCUCUCUCUUGGAUUGUGUCCCAGGUUAUUUAGAACCUUAAAGCAGCGUCGGCUAAUACAUGUCAGAAUCUACAUCUCUCAUCAGAUUAAUUGAAUCCAGUGAUUAUUUGGGGUUUAUAAAGAACCGUUCCAGACAAAUCACAAUUUAAAAGCGAAUCAAUAAAUCCCAUAAACUAAAUUAGGCUGAAACACUCUCAAAGCAGUUAAUGACAAAUCCUGCGGACCGUGGAGAUAGAUGGGGUCGAUACAUUACAAACAAGGUGGAUAUCGUCAUGCUGACACAAUUCCACAGCACAACCCCACACUCUUAAAACCUUAAAGAGUUCUUCGGCUGUCCCCAUAGGAGAACCCUUUUGAAGAACCCGUUUUUAGUUGCAGGUAGAACCCUAUUGGGUUCCAUGUAGAAUCCAUUCUACAGAUGGUUCUACAUGGAACCCAAAAGGGUUCUACCUUGAACCAAAUAGGGUUCUCCUAUGGGGACAUUUUUUCUAAUAGUGCACACCUAGCACACAUAACAGCAACACACAAGGCCUAUCUCCCUUCUAAGUCCCUGCUAAUAAAAUCAUAGGUAUUUGAUGUUUGAAAUAAAUCAGAACUGAUCAAAUACGAUUGCAUAAAUGUACAUUUACAGAAUAUACAGUCUGUCACAGAAAUGAUGGUAUAAGCAAAUGCAUGUAUGGGGGCAAAAUGCAGUGUGCAAGAAAGACUCUUGAAGUUUGGAUGCUUUGCCAGAUUACCGGUGCGAGGCCCUCCUCUUGGCUCUAUGGUUUGGGGUUGUGACUGUGAGUGGUCUUUACUGUCUUCCCCAGAAGGUGUGGCUGAUGCUGAGGCUGAUGCAGAGCCCCUGACAGGGAUCCUAAGGGUGAUCUAUGAUGACGUGCCCUGUGAGGGACCACUCUCUCCUGACGAAGGUGAGUUCAUGUGCAAAGGCCGGGUCUGGGGCCACUGACUUCUUUUAUUGAAUGUCUCCCUUGUCUGAUACUGCACCAUCAGAUCAAUGGACAUCAGGCUUGGGUUAAAAUGUCAUUUGGUUCCUUUUAAAAAACUUUACUUGUGCUUGAUGAAGCUUGAGGGUCUGCUGUCUAACAAUGCACAUCAGUAUUUAUGCUGUGUUGAUGUCAGCACAUCUCUCUCUGUGUGUGUGUGUGUGUGUGUGUGUGUGUGUCAGGGGACAUGAUCUAUGAGGAUGUGCACAGAGAAGAAGUGCCACAGGGUGCAGGCAACGAUUGGAGCUCCGGUGAGUUUGAGAGUUACGAAGAGCAGUCGGACACCGAGAGCAAACUACCAACCCGCAGCAAGGUAGGAGAGAUGAUAUUCGAUUUGUAUACCUACAGUAUGCCUGUCUGUUUGUCUGUCUGUCUGUUUGUUUUUGUGUUUUUGUGUUCAAUGCAUAAGACAUGACUCAAAGAUAAUAUUUCACGUAAUGCUACUGCUCCUCCACUGCAUGCUUUUUUAUUCAUGUGAGAAACUGGUGGGGAAAAUACAAAGAACAUGGAAAAUGUAUCAACCCUGUCUGGGUGGGUUGUAUCUCACUUUGUGGACUGAGAAUAAACAAGCUCACUUGUCACUUGAAAGGCACCAAUGCCAUGACACUAUCUAGGUGCUGUAUGUUAUAACGUUUAAAUAUACAAUCUAUGGUUAUAACCAUACAGUAGGUGCCUGUAGCCUCUCUCUCUUCCACAUGGGGGCAGUAUUUACUCAUUGACGUUGCGCUUUAUUCUAUUUGGUCAGACUUGGUCCAGUCUCAUCCCUGUUGCAUGUAUAUCUGUAGAGUACGCUAUAGGGAAGCUUUGCCAAAACAUAUUUGACUGAGCUAGUGCUAUUGGUACAUAGAUGUAGAAAAUAUGCCCUUAAAUAUUUUCUCAUAUUUUUUGUAUUCUAGACGCUGAUACCACUUAAUUUAAUAAUAUUCUAAUAUUGUAUGAAAUGUUAUCCUCUCAGAACAGAGGGGAGCGAUGACCUGCUUGUUAUGAACAAUUGCUUGUUAUGUUUGGGCAGUAACGAUGGAGGCAUUACUGUAAUAAAUAUCACAGCAGGAGUGUGCCUCACACCUCCCCUCCUGCACAACCCUCCCUUCAUCAAGAUCAGUGCUAUUAGUCUCGGCUGACAUUACCCUAUGACCAGUGCAGUACUCUACAUUUCCGCUCUCCAUACAUGUGAUUUAAUGCUGUUGUUGCCUUGCUUGUUUUGACUUGAUAAUUUCCCCUCCAUUUUCCGCUGUCUAAUCUUCCCUUCUUCAUCCCUAUACCCUGCUGUGUGGUUAAAUGCGACCUGCCCUGACAUGCCCCACACCCCACUGCCUUGACACCUGUGGCGUUCCCCAUACUGUAGCAGUACUCUCCUGACAUACAUCGACUGAGGGACCGUUGUGCCAGGACCAAACGUGAAAUAGUCAUGAGGCUGGGUGGCAAAAACAACUAUGACACCAAGGUAUAUCACUGGCAGUAAGAGAACACAGCAUGACACCAAGGUAUAUCACUGGCAGUAGGAGAACACAACAUGACACCAAGGUAUAUCACUGGCAGUAAGAGAACACAGCAUGACACCAAGGUAUAUCACUGGCAGUAGGAGAACACAACAUGACACCAAGGUAUAUCACUGGCAGUAAGAGAUCACAACAUGACACCAAGGUAUAUCACUGGCAGUAAGAGUACACAACAUGACACCAAGGUAUAUCACUGGCAGUAAGAGAACACAACAUGACACCAAGGUAUAUCACUGGCAGUAAGAGAACACAUGACACCAAGGUAUAUCACUGGCAGUAAGAGAACACAUGACACAAAGGUAUCUCAGCCUAGACCUCAAAACUACAGCACCCAGGAGGCUUUGCAAGGAUUAAAAUGACCAAAACCAAAAUAUGUAUUCUGUAGUAUGAUGUGCAUUUUAACUGAUUUAGAUAUUUAUAUGAUUAACUUUCUUUACCAUCCCCCCCUUGUGCUUCUGUGAGAUCCUCCAGACUGUUGCUCUCAUGAGAGAUGUGUCUCUCUCCUUCUAGUUUAGUAUCAGUUAUGGGGACACAUGAAUAAGUAAAACACAUUUGCAUCAAUAAACACGUUGCCAGUUGCUCCCAGUUGAUAACCUAGUUUUUAUCAUUUAAAAAUAGUGGCAUCAUUUAAAAAUACUAUCACCAUGUGUGUAUUCUGGGUCCGUGAGCUUAACCUGACUCUGCAGGGCUUCAUUGAUGCUCAGAGUGGGGUUUGUGGUUAGCAGAAUGUAGCCACACCGAGCAUAACUCCACUACCUCCCCACAACUACAGCCCAGUCUGCUACCAUAAUCUCACUAUGAUCUCCUCAUAGACUUCCUGAUUAGAGACUAGACCAACUGAGAAGCGCAGAUGUCGGGAUUCAUGGCUUGAUGCACCUAGUGCCCCAUCUCUCUCUCUCUCUCUCUCUCUCUCUCCUUGUGGAUUACUGUGCAGUGUUUCCUGGCUCCACUCUCCUUCUCCUCGUGGACUAACUCUUCUGGCCUUUUGAACCAGGUUCAUCAGCUAAUGAAGGCCGCCAGGAGUGGGACCAAGGAUGGACUGGACAAGACCAAAAUAGCCUUUAUGCGGAAAGUCUCCUUCCUGCACAAGAAGGACCACUCAGGUAAUCUGAGAAAAGGUUAUUCAAACUGACUGUUUGCCAAAUGACUGUGUCAGAUAAAAGUUUCCCUCUUAUAGCAAAAUGUGUGAAUUUGUAGUGAAUUGAGAGUUUCUGUGGAAGAUAGGAGUUCACAUACAUUUCAGUCGCCUCUUUUGAAUUAAGCUGCGGAUGAAAACUUGUGUGAUGCUAGCUGGGCCAAAAGUAAUGUUAAGGCAGAUAGGGGAGAAAGCUUCCCAUUGCAUUUCCAAUCCCAGCUUUAAAAUAGAAAAGACUCCUGGAAAAAUUAUCUAAAUGAUGUAAGUUGUUUCAAACGAAACAGCCGGGAUAAGUCGAGCUGGCUCGCUCCCAUUAAAGACAGAUGUUGUGGCCAACUGAAGGUUUUGAUGUGUAGGAGAGCAGUGUAGGAAGCCUCGUUGCACAAUGGAACCAGAUUACCAUCCAUUAAUGGAGUGUUGAGCAGCUCCAGAAACCACAGAAAACGGAGCCACGACUCAAACAAAUCUUCAAACAAACAGGCUAGUGGUUCUAUUUUUAGCUGUUGAUCAGGGGGAAUCUAUGCAGCAUUUUAUAUUUCUGAAACUGAGACACUGUUAUCGUUCCAAAAUCAUUCAUUGGAAUAGUGCUGGCUGGCGAAAAGCUGUUUUAGUAUCUAUGUCUGUAUGGUUGCAGGGAAUUUGUUGAGUGCCUUUUGAACACCUUCGUACUCACGCUGAGAAGUGUGAGUGUUUGAAUGCGUUUUUGAAAACGUACUGUCUGUUCGCCUCUUUACUUCUACUGAGAUACAGUAUUGUUUAAAAUGUAUUUUUCCCUCCUGAAUUUUUCUUGCAGAGUGCUAAUCUCUUCAUAUUUUAGAGGUAAUACAUUUGGAGUGUGGCUCCAGUUGAGAUAUGAAAGCUUUAAAUGUGCCUGUAUGUGCCCCUGUGCAGAGGAUGUGGAGGAUGAUGCAGGGUACCUGGAUGUGGCUGUGUCAGAUGUGAAACAUCCUCCUGCACAGCUGAGCCCUAUGCCUGAGGGACUGAGCAGCCAGCAGGUGUGUAUGUGUGUAUAACAGAUGUUUGUUUGUCUCUGUGUGUGUGUGUGUCUGUCAGAGUAUUCUGUGAAUCUCUAGGGUCAUGUUAUAUGCAUGCAAUGAUGCAAACAUUAUUUUUCUAUUGCCAACACUGACUCUGUAGUGCGAUUGGGAGGAAUAUGUCUGCUACAGUUAAGUACAGUGCUACUCAUUUCAAGGGAAACCUCAAGGUAAAUCCGGGCCUCAUGCAAACAAGGCUACUCCACCCAAACUCUCUUACCCCAUUACAAUCACACACACACACACAGGCAUAGUACUAUCAAACAACCUGUCACACACAAUUGAGGCUGUACGGCAUACAAUUAACUCCCAUCAUGCCCUUUUCUGUGUGUGACCUUUGACCUCUGACCUGUAUGUUUCCCGAUUGGCUUCUUCUGUCCUCAGGUGGUCAGACGCCACAUCCUGGGCUCCAUCAUUCAGAGUGAGCGCAGUUAUCUUGAGUCCCUCAGGAGAAUCCUUGAGGUGAGUCCUUUUCUCCCUGCCCCACCCCACCCCACCCCACCACAACCCUCCACUCCACCCUACCCUUACUCUGACAGAUGUAAUCCGUUAAUAUUUUCAGCAUUUAGAAAUGAGGCUGAAAAGGAAACUGGAGAUAUUUAUCAAAUUACCAGGCUUGCUACGCAUAAAUAAUCAUGAUGGAACAGAUUAAUUUUACAUCUGUGGUGCCCCACUGAUGCUAAUAGAGAGAUUCUCUCUCUGUUAGGUUUUCACAGAAUCACAGCAUGGGUUUCACUCUUUUCUCUGUUGUAUCUCUUUUUCUGUGGUGGAGAGAGAAUAAUUCGUUAUCUCUCCUAUUAGAUGACGAGUGACACACCUGCUGAAAUGGGAUCAGGCAUGAUCAAUGAGAGGGUUGUUCUGCAAAAUGUUUUCUGUCAAGAUAUGAUGUACUACCUUUGUUGUGGCAUGAGAUGAUUGUGUUUGAUAAUUUGGGAUGUUUAGCCUUUUUUUGUGAUUUUGCGUACCAUUCAAGUCCAAACUCACAUAAAAAAAGAAUAAAAAAAGCCAUGAGCACAAAUAUUAGACAUUUAAGAACUGCGACUUCAGUCCUGUAAUAUCAGAAAUUGCCUGUGUUAUGCCCCAUAUCCAUAUUCCACCUGUCGAUAAUUCAUUUGCUGUGGAGGAUUUAUGGUUGGGCAGGGGAGGCUUGUAAAAGCAGCACUAGUCUAUCAUCUAUUGUUGUUUCCAAGCAUUGACUUUCAUUGCUGAUUUUCUGCUGACUGCAUCUGACAGUUUCUGAUUGUACAGGCUACAUUAGCCAUACUUAAAUGACUCUCACCUUAAAAUACACUGCAGUCACAUGUUUUACACAGUUGACUAGUUUUUAUACUGUUCAGCAUCUUGACUAAUUGCAAUUGCUUAUAAGAUUGUUACUAACUGACGAUUCCAUCAAUGUGCCUUUCAGUAAGGGUCCAAGGCACGCGUGAUGCUGCUGUUGUAUCUGUUGAGAGAUGUUGCUAUUGAUGUGUUGCUUUUUAUGAUCAGGGCCUACCUGUGUGUUUUAUAUUGUUCUCUACCGUAAAGCACACCUAAUCCAAGUUAACCUGUGUAUACUAUUUCCCCAGGAGUACCAGAGGCCCUUGCUGGAGGCAGACCCACGCAUCCUGAGCCCACGGAAGAUCCGGCCUGUAUUUUACCGUCUACGGGAGAUCACUCAGUGUCACUCCAUGUUCCAGAUUGCACUGGCGUCACGUGUGGCUGAGUGGGACAGCAGUGAGAAGAUUGGGGACCUAUUUGUAGCCUCGGUUAGUGUGUGUGUGUGUGUGUGUGUGUGUGUGUGUGUGUGAGAAAGAGAGAAAGGUGUCCGUUUUCCCAUAGGGCAUUAGAAGACAAUUUCCACAGACACAGUUAUGAUGAGCAGCACUUAAAAUUGAGCAAACAAGACUAACUUCAAACAUGGAGACAAUUACAGCUAAGAUGAAUAUCUCUUCUGCAGCAAAUACAAUCAGAAUAUGUGUGCUUAUAGCAUUGGCAUAGGACUAUUGGACUAAUGUAUGAGUGUGCUGCUGUGACCCUCUGCAAUGUGCUCAUCCAGAAGGCUUGCUCAUUAUUUACCUAUCAAAGACACCAUUUUGAUCCCCUGCCCUCCUUCUGACCUUGUUUAUUGUGAUGUUCCAUUGAUAUCCUGACACCAGCCAAAUGGGCCUGUUUUGAGAGGUAGGAGAGAGGACUCAACACUCCUCAUUAAUUUCUCUUUUUCAUCUGACAGUGUAUUUGUCACCCAGCUGUUAAUGUUUUAUGCUAUUAGUAGGUCUCAUACUAUCUGUGUGUUGUUUGUGGCUGGCUUGCAGAGAAGAUGAAAGAGAGGGUUCAUUUCUAUGUGAGACUGGCUAAUUUCCUAGCUACCGCUCCUCCAUCUACUGCUGCCGUUAGCAGCCUGCUUUGUGUUUAAUCAAACGAGAGCGAAUGACUGUGUGCCGUCGCAGCAGGAUUGUGGAUUGUGAAGGGUGUUUGUUGGUUUCCUGGAUGGUAAACAGAUCAGGGUCUGAAAUAUCACACUUAAAUGGCCAUUGUCUACCCUUUUCUACCCUUCCAUCCAUGAAUAGGAUUGUUAGAUGAGCUGUGGAGCUAUUGACUUUCUAGGAACUUCAUGUUGUCAGAUGCUUUUACAAAUAAAUAACCAAGCAUGACUAGUUCCUGAAUGAAUUUGUUCCAUGAAAAACCCAACAGAUUCCUGAUGUGAAAUCCAAGGGUUGUUUCUCUUGCAUUUCCCAUAACCCCACCUUUCUGUGUUUCUACAGUUUUCCAAGUCGAUGGUGCUAGAUGUUUACAGCGACUAUGUCAAUAACUUCACCAAUGCCAUGGCCCUUAUUAAAAAGGCAUGCAUGUCCAAACCAGCUUUCCUGGAAUUCUUAAAGGUGAGUUACAAAGUAGACCUGUCCAUGUUUUUUUCUUCACCAAUAAACUCUGUUGUUCUUUCAAUACACUCUAACCCACGGUCACUUUCGACCUUCAUGUACUAUUUCAUUUGGCCCUCUAAAUAUACUAUAUUCUACUGGUGUCUUGAUACUUGGUUAACCCAUCAGAGUCUAAGCCCUGUCUAAGCCGGGAAUUUUAUGAACAAUUUUUUGGGCCUUACUGCUAUUAGCCCAUACAAACGCAUUGAAUAACAGAUUCACUACAUGGAACAACAGAUAGUCCCAAAAACAUAUCAAAAGGAAGUUUGUUCUGAAGUGUCUCUCCUAUAUCUGAUUAUCUAUGCAUAGUCACUUUACUCCUACCAACAUGUACAAAUUACCUUGACUAACCUGUACCCCCGCACAUUGACUCGGUACUGGUCCCCCCUGUAUAUAGCCUCGUUAUUGUUAUUUUAUUGUGUUACUUUUUAUUUUUUUUACUUUAGUUUAUUUAGUAAAUAUUUUCUUAACUCUUUCUUGAACUGCAUUGUUGGUUAAGGGCUUGUAAGUAAGCAUUUCACAGUAAGUUCUACACCUGUUGUGUUCGGCGCAUUUGACAAAUAACAUUUGAUUUGAUAUAAGAAAGAUCAGGACACAUUAUUUUACUUGUUUUUACAUGUAUUUAACUCCAUAUUUUUGGCAUUAAACAGUCUCCAUAUAUACUUCCAUUCAUUUUUUCAACUGGUACCAGGGGACCUUCAGACAAGUCUUGUGAGGCCUGUGGGCGUCCUAGAGCAUGUAUAUGUUAAUUAGAGUCUCACCUUUGCACAGAGAGGUCAUAUUAGUGUGUAGCCCAAACGGUUCGAAUGCUACAGACAGAAGUUGGCAGAUCGGCUGUACCGACUUCAGACCAGUCUACUGACACUUGUGGAGGUCGUAGUGCAAAACGGAGAACACCAUCGUGUUCGUGAGAGUCUUUCCAUAGAUUGAUUUUUUGGGGGAUGUUUUUAUUAUGCUAAUUACAUUUAUGCGGGGGCGCGGACAUCAACCUUAGGGGGUUAAAAGUGUAGUUGCUUUAUUCAAAUAUUUCAAGUUGGCCUGGUUGGGUUUACUUGUUGCGAUACACUGCACUAAUCACCAAUAAUUUAUAUAUUGCACCAAUUAGCAAAUCUCACAUACUGUAGAGCAGUGGUUCCCAAACUGUGGGGUGUCAGGGGGGGGCGCGUAUAUUUAAGGAACUCAAUCCAGCUUCAAUUUACUCUUGAAAGUCGUAAUAGUAGAAUGCGCAAGGUGCAAUUUUGAAAUGUUGUAGUAAUGUUAGAAUCACUCAAAUUUCACAUUAAUACACAUUAGACAUGGCAAAAUGUAUAGAAUUGCAAGAACAUUCGCUUUAAAACUGCAAAAACAUUUCUGCACCCCAUGACAAAAUGUGUAGAAUUGCAGGAAAUAAGCUUUACACCUGCAACAUUUUCUCUCCACCAACAUGAGGGGUUUGAACAGUUUGUUUCAUGAACAUUGCUUGUGCCCAUAGAAAUAGGCAUGGCAUAUGAACACCUCCACUUCCCAAUUCUCUAAUGACCAGCACAGCAACCAGAGUCUGUUUUUCCACACCUUACUGACCUAAACCCACUCCUACUCCCACACUCAUGCACUCUCCAUAUCUUGUCCUCUGAAUAAGAGGUGUCUAGAGGGGUCUUUCUUUCUGUGUAUUUGCUUAUCUCCUGACUGUACUAUGCUAUGCUGUUUAUCUAAAACUUCUUAUCCUGUGUUGUGUAGAAGAAGCAGGCGUCCAGUGUUGACCGGAUCACCUUGUACGGCCUCAUGGUGAAGCCCAUCCAGCGCUUUCCCCAGUUCAUCCUUUUACUGCAGGUAUACACUACCAGUCAAAGGUUUGGACACACCUACUCAUUCAAGGGUUUUUCUUUUAAUAAUAAUAAUAAUGAUAAUAUGCCAUUUAGCAGACGCUUUUAUCCAAAGCGACCUACAGUCAUGCGUGCAUACAUGUUUUUUUUUUUUGUGUAUGGGUGGUCCCGGGGAUCGAACCCACUACCUUGGCGUUACAAGCGCCGUGCUCUACCGCUCUACAUUGUAGAAUAACAGUGAAGAUAUCAAAACUAUGAAAUAACACAUAUGGAAUCAUGUAGUAACCAAAACAGUGCUCAACAAAUCUAAAUAUAUUUUAUAUUUUAUAUUCUUCAAAGUAUCCACCAUUUGCCUUGAUGACAGCUUUGCACACUCUUGGCAUUCUCUCAACUAGCUUCACCUAGAAUGCUUUUCCAACAGUCUUGAAGGAGUUCCCACAUAUGCUGAGCACUUGUUGGCUGCUUUUCCUUCACUAUGCGGUCCAACACAUCCCAAACCAUCUCAAUUGGGUUGAGGUUGGGUGACUGUGGAGGCUUGGUCAUCUGAUGCAGCACUCAAUCAAAUCAAAUCAAAUCAAAUUUUAUUGGCCACAUGCGCCGAAUACAACAGGUGCAGACAUUACAGUGAAAUGCUUACUUACAGCCCUUAACCAACAGUGCAUUUAUUUUUUAUAAAAAAGUAAAAUAAAACAACAACAAAAAAGUGUUGAGAAAAAAAGAGCAGAAGUAAAAUAAAAUUACUGUAGGAAGGCUAUAUAUACAGGGGGGUACCGGUGCAGAGUCAAUGUGCGGGGGCACUGGCUAGUUGAGGUAGUUGAAGUAAUAUGUACACAGUACUCAAUCACUCUCCUUCUUCAUCAAAUAGCCCUUACACAGCCUGGAGGUGUGUUUUGGGUCAUUGUCCUGUUGAAAAACAAAUGAUAGUCCCACUAAGCGCAAACCAGAUGGGAUGGUGUAUCGCUGCAGAAUGCUGUGGUAGCCAUGCUGGUUAAGUGUGCCUUGAAUUCUAAAUAAAUCACAGACAGUGUCACCAGCAAAGCACCCCCACACCAUCACACCUCCUCCUCCAUGCUUCACAUUGGGAACCACACAUGCAGAGAUCAUCCAUUCACCUACUCUGCGUCUCACAAAGACACGGCGGUUGGACCCAAAAAUAUCAAAUUUGGACUCAUCAGACCAAAGGACAAAUUUUCACCGGUCUAAUGUCCAUUGCUCGUGUUUCUUGGCCCAAGCAAGUCUCUUCUUAUUAUUGGUGUCCUUUAGUAGUGGUUUCUUUGCAGCAAUUCGACCAUGAAGGCCAGAUUCACGCAGUCUCCUCUGAACAGUUGAUGUUGAGAUGUGUCUGUUACUUGAACUAUGUGAAGCAUUUAUUUGGGCUGCAAUUUCUGAGGCUGGUAACUCUAAUGAACUUAUCCUCUGCAGCAGAGGUAACUCUGGGUCUUCCAUUCAUGAGAGCCAGUUUCAUCAUAGUGCUUGAUGGGUUUUGCGACUGCACUUGAAGAAACUUUCAAAGUUCCUGAAAUGUUCCGUAUUGACUGACCUUCAUGUCUUAAAGUAAUGAUGGACUGUCGUUUAUCUUUGCUUAUUUGAGCUGUUCUUGCUAUAAUAUGGACUUGGUCUUUUACCAAACAGGGCUAUCUUCUGUAUACCACCCCUACCUUGUCACAACACAACUGAUUGGCUCAAACUCAUUAAGAAGGAAAUAAAUUCCACAAAUUAACUUUUAAGAAGGCACACCUGUUAAUUGAAAUGCAUUCCAGGUGACUACCUCAUGAAGCUGGUUGAAAGAAUGCCAAGACUGUGCGAAGCUGUCGUCAAGGCAAAGGGUGGCUACUGUGAAGAAUCUCAAAUAUAAAAUAUAUUUUGAUUGGUUUAACACUUUUUUGGUUACUACAUGAUUCCAUAUGUGUUAUUUCAUAGUUUUGAUGUCUUCACUAUUAUUCUACAAUGUAGAAAAUAGUCAAAAUAAAGAAAAACCCUUGAAUGAGUAGGUGUGUCCAAACUUUUGACUGGUAGUGUCUGCCUUUACCAGCACCUUCACUGCUAACAUUGAUAUGAUAAUGUCAUAUGAGAAAACCUAACAGAUAAACAAUCUGAGAUUAACACCACACAAUGUUUUAUGGAUUUAAUCAACAGAUUAACACGUGCCAUGAUACAUUGAGCCGUUGAAAACUACUAAAUUCAUGAGAUACAGUAUAACACCAGGAAUAGCUCUACCUAGCUAAUCUAACCAUAUUAGCUUUUCUUCUUUGUCUUCCUUUACUCUUCCUGUCUCAACAUUGUGUGUGAAAAGAUUUUGAUUUGAACUUGAAUACUGGAACUGCAGUACCUCAUUCUAUCCAUUAGAAGGGGUUGAUUAUCCAUGACUUCAAAAGAUAAGUUAUGAAUGUGAAUGAGGCGAUUCCCUCUUGCCUCAAACUCAGCACCCUGGAGAGGGAGUGUCUGUGUUAAAUCAUAUAUUACACAGGGAACUAAACUCAAAGCACUGAAACUCUUUUGGGACACACACAGAAUACAAGGCCGUAUUUCUGCAGGUCCACAAGCACACACAUUUGCAGGUAAGCCAGACACAAAGAUCUGGGAUGAAACUCAAUAAAUACUUGGAUUGUUUAUAGACAUAUGAAAAUGAAAACAAUGUGCUUUACAUGGCUCUGGGCCUUAAACACAGAAACCAAUGCACACACACACUUACACACAAACCAACACCUCCUUCACUUUAUUUAGUGUUUGUUUCUCUCCUCUCUGUUUCUCUGUCAGGACAUGCUGAAGAACACCCCUAAGGGUCACGUAGACUGCCUGCCUCUGCAGCUGGCUCUGACUGAACUGGAGAUGCUGGCCGAGAAGCUGAACGAACAGAAGCGUGUGGCCGACCAAAUAGCUGAGACUCAGCAGCUAGCCCGCAGUGUCAGCGACCGCUCGCUCAGCAAGGUGACUAAACCACUGCAAUACACAUGUACGCACGCACAUGCACGCACACGCACCCCCCGACACAAGCACAUACGCACAAGCACACACCGACACACACAAACCGACACACAGACACAGACACACACACGCACACAGAGUAAUCAACCUGUUUACUGUGUGGCUCAACCCCAGAUCCCUUCCUCUACCUCCACUGUGUUAUCGCAUGAGCCAAACACCUAUGCAUUAGCAUAUAUAGCCAUCACUUACAUCAAACACCUAUUCAUUAGCAUAUAUAUAGCCAUCACUUACAUUACCUUCCCAAACAUUAGUCUAGGAAAGCAUUUUUAUUUAGAAAAAUCAUUGCCCAGAAAUGAUGGCCAUUAUGGCCCGUGAACAGUGUCUAAACACCACGGCAGGGACGUUUCUUCUCCAUUACCACACUGGAAUUACAGUCCAGAUGCUGCAAAUCUGAACAAAUGCAUUUUUGAAUAAGAGGAAUUAAGGGGUAAAUGAGACAUUUAAUUGGAAGCUAUCUCUCCCCGUUGCUCCUUGUCUCCUUCUCCCUAUCAUUUCCCCCCUCCUUUCCUUCUGCUAUUAUUUUCUUCCCUCUCCCUCUCUUUCUCUUGCUCACUUUCUCCCUCUUCCUCUCUCUCUUUGUCCCCACCGGGAGCCCAUCAUCUCCCUCUCUCCCUCUCCCUCCCUCUGUGCCUCCCUCUCUCUUUCUUUCUAUUGGUCCAUGGUGGUGAAUUUCCCAGAGCCCUGAGAUGAGCUGAUUCGGCCAAUCUCGUCUGCUCCACACAGAAUUCCAUUUACUGCGGUGAGACUGCAGAAUUUCAAUAGGAAGCAGCUCUCUUCCAUUAUCCCAUAACCGUCCAAUGAAAUAUUAAUUAUUUGUCACUAAGUAUCUAAGUCAGUGGAAUAGGGGAGAUAACACUGUGAGUGGGAAGAGGCUGAGGUCUCCGUUUCACUCUAUCUCUCAGACACACACUCACACAAAACAGUCACACAUGCAGACACACUGUUGACACUUUGGACUUUUCUGAGGGGCCUUCCAUGACUUACGUCUCUCUGCCUCUGGAGGGUGCUGUAGUUCUGUGAUCAUAGAAGACAGGCUACUGUUUGACUAAUGACUCAUUUCCCAAGCCAUCUGAAUAAAAGCCAAGCACAACUACUUAUUCCCCACAGAUAUAACAAUCCAUUUUGUGAGAUGUGAUGGGAUGUAGAGCACUGAGCAUUGUAAAAUGGACAAAACACAGAUUCAUUAUUCAUAGAAAUUGUGUUUCUAUCGAACAAACAUCAACAUCAAAGUGGGACACAAUAUCUGAGCUGCAUAUUUGUAUUUACCGUCAGUUCGGUCUUUGGUUUUUACUGUUGUUGUAAUGACAAUUUUUUUUCAGAAGAUUGUUUUAGAAUACAUCAAACUGACUGUAUUGAUUCAGCUGGACAUAAAACAUGACUGGACCAAGUAAUGCAAAUACUUUCUAUUAGAUUACCCUUUGCCAAAUGUACCUUAGGAAAAGGAUGUCUUGUGUGUUCUCACAUACUGCAGUAUACAGAGACAUUUCUGUGGAUAUUUCCGUGUGUCUGUGUAUGCAGUGGCGAUUUUAGCAUGUAAAUCUUGGUAGGGCAAAAAAAUUAAUAUGUUUUUAGAUGCAUGCCAGCAAAGCCACUACACAACACAACACUAAACAAUACAUUAAUUGCCCUAUAACGGUGACAAACGGUGCCCACAAACUGUUAGGGCCUACAUAAAGCUGUCCCAACAGCAGAGUUCCAACAAGCAGUCCCAACACCUUACCACUGCUACAGUUGGCUAUCAGCAAAUCGGGGCGGCAGGUAGCUUAGUGGUUAAGAGCGUUGUGCCAGUUACCGAAAGGUCGCUGGUUCUAAUCCCCGAGCCGACUAGGUGAAAAAUCUGUCGAUGUGCCCUUGAGCAAGGCACUUAACCCUAAUUGCUCAUGUAAGUCGCUCUGGAUAAGAGCGUCUGCUAAAUGACAAAAAAAAUAAUAAUAAUCCUUGUCUGGCAGUGAAACUGUUAAUUCAGUCUCAUUUACUGCCUUUUUAAAAAACAGCUGAUAUGGCUGACUUGCUUAAACAAAUGUGGUUUCUACUGACAAUUGAGAUGUACAAACUAUGGCAUAAGGUUUGACGAGCGGAUAAGAGGCAAUCCGUAAUUUCGAUUAAGACAUUAAUGAGCGAGCUUGGACGGACGUAGUCAACAUAAUUAUUUGUUCAGCACUUCUGAAAUGUACAGCGACAGAAUUCAGAUCAUGGGCCGUUCUUACAGUAUUCUCCCUGUACACCAAGUCAGAACCGUAGGAUAAAGAAAGGGGGCAUAUAAGCAGACAAUGAAAGCUCUUACAAUAUUUGAUGAUUACGUUUCUCUAAAACAGGCUAUAGGCUACAUGUGCACCACCAAGUCAGAACAGUAGGCAAAAUUAUGAGGCGAAAAGGGACCAAAUUAUUAGGCUGAGGCACAUGGGCUACUAACAACUUACUACACAACAUACACUUAGUAUUACUUUCUUAGCUACAGUAUACAGUACAUAUCUCCCUGGCAUAUUACAUCAUUUAUACAGCAGCAUACAAUACAUUUUUGGACUCACCUUGUUGUGCUGUGCUCACUUGAACAGGAAGGUGGCGCAGCGGUCCUUCGUGGGCAAAUUUUGUCAUCAAACUUAGUCAUCAAAGUCUGGCAUUCUCUGGAUUUAUGGUGCUUUCAAGACAACUGGGAACUCUGGAAAAAAACAAGAUGAUGACGUCAGUGAUCUUCAGGUCGGAGCUCUAGAAAGAGGCCCAAGUUCCCGACUUGCAAUUUCGAGUUGGGUGACCGUUCAAAACUUACUUUCCCAGUCGGAGCUCGUUUUUUUCAGUUCCCAGUUGUCUUGAACUCACUGAAGUCAGAUUUACGAGUUUCCAGUUGUUUUGAGUCAUGCUGAAGAAGUCAUGCUGGAUUGACAGCAUGGCCAUUGUUGAAUGUUUAUCCUUUUAAGCUUGGAAAAGAGACCCUUAAACCCAGACUUGGGACCACACACCCACUCCACUGAAUAGCAGGCUAGUGAUUGCUUUGCAAUGCUUGCAGUUAGCCACUGAUUCCUUCCAAACCACUCAUUGUUGAAUUUGCGAUUUCCAACUUGACUUGACGUCAUUUUAUCUGUGGCCAAUGACCUUGAGCCUUCUUGGAUAGGCACUUCUAAUGUAACUCUAUGGCAGCACCCAAGGGACUUGAAUUUUCGAGCUCUACCCUUAGAUUUUGCAUUGAUGUAUUGUCCCCAUGAGUGACAGAACACUGAGCCAAUCAUGGCGCAACAUUACCAACCCCUACGCUCCAUAUUAUCCGCUGGCUUGCCCCACCACCACAGAAAGCACUGAGCUAGGCUGAAAUACCUGCAUUUUAGCUGCCUUACUCAAGAAAGAAAAAAAGAGACCAUGUUUGUAUGCGGCUUUAUUAACUCAAUGUUAUAUAUAUAUUUUUUUUACAUUGUUUGCAAACUGAUAUGUUACACGUAUUAAUGCCAAAAUAACAUUCAAAACAGGCACAAAAAAACAGGUGGGGCUCCAAACAGGCUCUGCCCCACCUGCCCUGAAUGACGGGUCGCCACUGUGUGUAUGUCUUAGCAUGUGAAUGUGUUCUGUGUGCCCUGACUGCACAAACCUCCCUUGAUCUGACACUGAUCCUCAAUGAGACACUCACUUAACCAGUAUUUAGCCUGCCUGCUGUGCUCCUUAGCAAUUGAACUGAAACCCUGGAGAAUUUGCCCUUUGUGAUGUGCCUUUUGAGACAGUGUCCUGAUUGCUCUGCCCCUUUAGCAACUGAACUCAGACCAGGGGUCGCUGGUGCUUUGUGAGACGCUGAUUGAGACGGUGUAUGGGGAGCGAGGCCAGGUCCUGAAGUCUAAGGAGCGCAAAGUCUUCCUCUUCAACGAUAUCCUCAUCUGUGCCAACAUCAACGUCAAGUAAGUGGUGUCUCUGUAGAGUAGAGUGAGUUCUGCUAAACAGCUCUACAGUCUGAAUACACAAACACCUUCCCAGCUCCACAGCAGCAGCACCACAAGGCUCAGCCUACAAGGCUUUGCAAGGAUAUAUUUUGGCAAACUGCAUAGCAAAGAGUAAUAGCUAAUAGGCGUUCUCUAGCACUAUCUGGAGUAACAGGAGCUUUAUCAGCUUUUAACAAACUGUAGGCAGCUUAACUACAGCAACAGGAGUCCUAGAUCACUGACAUAAAAGAUUUAUUGGUCCCUCUACAAUUUAUCCUCUAUGACAGCACCAUUGUUCACAUGGUCUCAGAGCUAAAGGUAAACAGCAAAGAUUUUCCUCCAUUUGCAAAGCUCCUGUUUGAGACGUUCAUACCUCUAAGCUCUCUUGUUCAGCCUUCAAAGUAGUUAUCAGCCCAUGUUUCGUUCAACUUGAUUCCCCUGAAGUUGACUUUGCCUGCCCUCUAGAAUCUUGACAAAGUGAUCACAACGUUGAUUGAAUGCGUGAUUACAGGAAUAUAUGAAUAUGAAAUUAACCAUGCUCAUAGCCGGGGGUCCCGCUUUCUGCCGUGAACACAGCUGAUCAGAAGGAUUAUAAUUCAGUUCCUCAGCUCUUUUUGUGACAAUUCAAAUAGCUAUACCACAGUUCUCCUCCUGUUGGUGGUUUGGGAUUAGUGCUGCUGUCAGGAAGAGAGGGAUGCUGGGAGAAGCUUUGACUUGUUUGCCUGUUUCUUCUCUUUCCGACCACCAGGGGCCCCCCUGAUAUCAGCAGCCUGGUCCCUGUUGGUCCUAAGUACACCAUGAAGUGGAGUGCCCCCCUCCUGCAGGUCCAGGUAGUGGAGGUGGGUCAGGAGGCCUCCCAGGCCAAGGAGACCAUGUUCCAACAUAGUGCUGCCAAGCACCCUGGCAGUGCCUGUCUCCCAGGUUGGUAAACCUCCUGAGUCAUCCAUCCAUUGCCUCUCUAUCCCUGUUCAUCAUCUCCUACAUGUAGUCCAGCUAAUCUCAUCACUUGGCCAGACUCCUAGUCUCAGCCCCAUGGUCUAACUCAGCACAGCCCUCUAAUCUGUUUCGUACUGUGAACUAUCCCUGUGAAUUCUGGUGACACAGCGCUGUCACUCUGAUUGAGGAUGUGUUUGUGAAAAGAAUAGCGAUGAUGGUCACUUGGUUCCAUCUGCCUGGGCUGUUUUUAUAUGCGAGAGAUACAGUGGGAAAACAGAGCUGCAGCCUCCACAGUCUCAUUUCACUCUCUGAUAGACCACAAACAUAUCUGGAGUGGUGUCAUCAAUCUGCAGAGAAUAUUCCCUUCCUCUCCAGCUCCAAUUAGAGAAGCAGCAGCACUAGAUAGGAAUCUAAUGGUUAAACAGGCCUUUUUUCACCCCUCUCAAAACUAUGUUGUGCGUACAGCUUGGUGGAGAGAUCCCUGAUAAAUGUGCCAUGGGAAGGAGGAGAUACAAAGCCUUAUCAGGAUGUAAUGGAACAGCCUUUAAAUAUUAAUGGCGCCUUUUACAGCAGCGUCUGACCAUGUCACACUCAGUGAACAGCAACAGUUUAACAGGGAUGCCAAGAUUAGGCUUAGAUUCUCUGAAGAUUAAGCCUUAAAGUCUUAAAAGUUUACUGCAACGCUGUGGGAUGAUUUAAGUUGACAUUAAAAGGUCUAUCACCCCCCCCCCCCCCCCCCCCCCCUCUCUCUCUCUCUCUCUCUCUCUCUCUCUCUCUCUCUCUCUCUCUCUCUCUCUCUCUCGCUCUCUCGCUCUCUUUCAAUUCAAUUUCAAUUCAAGGGGCUUUAUUGGCAUGGGAAACAUAUGUUUACAUUGCCAAAGCAAGUGAAAUGGAUAAAGAAAAGUGACAGUAAAUAUUACAUUCACACAAUUUCCAAAAGAAUAAAGACAUUUCAAAUGUCAUAUUAUGUCUAUAUACAGUCUGCUAAAUGAUGUAAAUGUAAAUGUUGUAACGAUGUGUAAAUAGUUAAAGUAAAAAAAGGGAAAAUAAAUCAACAUAAAUAUGGGUUGUAUUUACAAUGCUGUUUGUUCUUCACUGGUUGCCCUUUUCUUGUGGGAACAGGUCACAAAUAUUGCUGCUGUGAUGGCACACUAUGGUAUUUCACCCAAUAGAUAUGGGAUUUGGAUUUGUUUUCGAAUUCUUUGUGGAUCUCUGUAAUCUGAGGGAAAUAUGUGUCUCUAAUAUGGUCAUACAUUUGGCAAGAGGUUGGGAAGUACAGCUCAGUUUCCAGCUCAUUUUGUGGGCAGUGUGCACAUAGCCUGUCUUCUCUUGAGAGCCAGGUCUGCCUACGGUGACCUUUCUCAAUAGCAAGGUUAUGCUCACUGAGUCUGUACUACAUAGUCAAAGCUUUCCUUAAUUUUGGGUCAGUCACAGUGUUCAGGUAUUCUGUCACUGUGUAUUUACUCUCUGGUCUGACAGAAUCUGUGCAUAUGAUCUAGGUGCUGCUGUAGGCCCUCCUUGGUUGGGGACAGAAGCACCAGAUCAUCAGCAAACAGUAGACAUUUGACUUCAGAUUCUUUCUCUCUCUCUCUCUCUCCUCUCUCUCUCUCCUCUCUCUCUCUCUCUCUCUCCUCUCUCUCUCUCUCUCUCUCUCUCUCUCUCUCUCGCUCUAUCCUGACUUUUGAAAAUCAGGUUGAUUAAUUUUUGAAUCUAGCAUGGGGCCAAUGCAAGCCACCCCCUUAAUCAUGCCUUUCCAGGAAUCUUCCUCUAUGCAUCUGCUGAAUUGUUCCCCUGGGGGAACGCUCCCAUGGCUUGGCGAGAAAUUGGCUAAUUUUUCAUCUCCUGCAGGCCCUGAUGCCCUUCCUUGUUGAUGGAGAAGGCUGGCCUUCUGGGAACUACAGGGAUCUCUCAACUCUCUCUCUCUCUCAUCUCCUCUCUCUCUCCUCUCUCUCCUCCUCACUCUCUCUCUCUCUCCUCUCUCUCUCUCUCUCUCUCUCUCUCUCUCUCCAUUGUGCAGAGACACAGGUGGGGUGGGGUGGUGUUAUAUAGUAAGUGGUGGGGUCUCUCUCUCUCUCUCUCUCUCUCUCCCUCUCCCUCUCCAUUGUGCAGAGACACAGGUGGGCAACAGCUUUGUCUCCCCACUGUGUCUGGUCUUGUGCCAUCUCUCCAUGUACCCACACACAGGCUUACCUUCUCCCUGCCCCAAUUACAGAGUUAUUGUUUUAUACUGACAGUGACACGAGACUGUGAUGCACAGCAAUGCUGCACUGUAUCUAUGCUACAUCUACAUGCAGUAAGCUGGUGACCAGGUUCGGAUGGGGAUUAGUAUAUGGCUUUGGUGCAGAUUUGAUAUAUUGGGGAUUUGGAAGCAGUGGCUGCUGUAAAAUUCCCUCAGGUUAGUUCCCAGAGCUGGAUGCAGCACCAGCUGGACUGGACUAUAGGCUGAGGAUGGAGAUUCCUGCUGGCUGUUGUUACAUGAAGCGGCUGCCCCUGGAAGGAUGGGCAGGGGCCCCUGUGGGCUCAGCCCUGCCUUGCUGCUACGUGCCUGGCGGCCAGUGUGAAUGACCGUGUCUGAGUGUGAAAACCAAUCCCGCCACACCAACGGGAUUACGCUGGAUUACAACUCAGCACAUUCACCUCCGGGGCUGGGGCCAACUCUAGGCAGGCGGGGACACAGCGGACCUGUGUGCAAGUAAAUCCCAAAGUCCCACAGCUACAGGGAAGUCAUUGUUUACAGAGACUCACGGCAGGCACACCUCUUUAUAUUCAGAUGUGUCUGCUAUUGAUCGUGUCUCACAGAUGACAGAUGUCUGUGCACGUCAGUGUGAGAGAUCACCAUUAAAUCAGUGAAGGCUGGUGGGAGUAGCUAUAGGAGGAUGGGCUCAUUGUAAUGGCUGUAAUGGAAUAAAUGUAAUGGAGUUAAACAUGUGGUUUCCAUAUGUUUGUGUUUGAUACCGUUCCAUUUAUAUAAUUUCCAGCCAUUACACUGAGCCAUCCUCCUAUAGCUCCUCCCACCAGCCUCCUCUGCACUAAAUGCCCAAAGGUUACAAAGGCUCUCUUAAGAGAACAAUACCUGCCUCUCUCCACUCUCUGACUAUUUGUCGAUACAACCACACAGUCACCCGCUGGCUUUACACAGCCACUAGACUCCCACAAAGGGCCAUGCUUCAGUAACCUGCCUUGUGCCAAAGCUGGUCUGCUACUUGAUUAUGUGGUUGUGAUGACAGCACAGGACAACUCUACAGUUACAUCUUGCUGCAACAUUGAAUUAUGUUGUGCUCCUGGAGCCUUGUGUAGAGAUGUGGACCAGGGCAGUAUGGAGGGAGGAUAGCAGUGAGAGGCAGAGCUAUUGAUUUCCUGAGGUUGGAGAGGUAGACUUUAAAGACAGUGUGCUCCCAAAUCGAUUGGUGAAUCUUACGUCUAAUGAGACACCUGCAUUCCUUUUGCUGGGGAAAAGGGCGUCAUAUAGCUCCAAAUGGCCAAUCUCUAUCUGCUUUUUAGUUAUACAUUCAGACUCCCGACUUCAUUCAGACUGUUCAACAAAUAACUGUGGUGAUCGAUCCAUCACACAUUGAACUCCUUUCUUAGUGGAACCAGAGCUUCAACAAGUGCAAGUUUUCUUUAUCACUUCCACUAGUUAUUGUAGUUCAGGAAAGUUCCAUUGGGGAUUGCAAUAGUUGUUUGACCUUGAGCUGUUUUAUGAUGUAUUUAGGAAACAAGCAUUGAUGUGUAUGACAUGUUAAUUGGUUUAACCUGUUGAUGUGUGUACUGUAGUAUGUAUGACAGGCCAUGUUGUGUUUUGACCACAGGGAAAGUGAUCCUGGGUCCUCCAAUGCUUUACCAGGAACUCCAGGACCUGCAGUACGACUUGUCUGUGGUGGAGGAGGUCACACUACUGGUGGGAACACUAAAGGGGGUACCAGGGAACCCCCCCCAACCCCCCCCCCUUACUAUAAACACCACCCCCCCCCCACCCCUUACUAUAAAACCAAAAACCCAAAACCCCCCCACUAUAUAAAAACCAAAACCACCCCACCAUGCUAUAUAAAAAACCACCCCCACCCCCCCACUUUCUUUUAUAAAAACAAGCCCCCCCCACCAAAUUUUCUAUAAACACCCCCCCACCCAACUUUCUAUAUAAAAACCAGCCGACCCCCCCCACCCCCUUAAUAUAUAAAACCACCCCACCCCACCCCCUUACUAUAUUUAAAACCACCCCACCCCCCCCACUUACAUUUUAACACCAAAAAAACCCCAAACCCUUACUAUUAUAAACCCAAACCCAUCCCACUACCCCAAAUAUUAAAACCAGCCCCUUACGUACUAUAUAACACCAGCCCACCCCACCACUUACUAUUUUAAAAACCCCCGCCCACCCCAAACCCCACUAUAUAAAACCCGCCCCCCCCCACCACUUACUAUAUAAAAACCGCCAAUCCCCCCUACUUACAUAUAACACCCGCCCAUCCCCCUACUUUCUAAUAAAACACCAAAACCCCCCCACCACUUACUAUAUAACACCAGCCCAUCCCACACUUACUAAUAAACACCAGCCCAACCCCCCACUCCCCUAUAUAACACCAGCCCAUAACUUACUAAAAAAAACCCCAAACCCAAAAACCCCUACUUACCCCUUUUUAAAACCCGCCCACCCAAAUAUUACUAUAUAACACCAGCCCAUCCCCCUACUUUCUUAAAAACCCCCAGCCCAUCCCACUACUCACUAUAUAAAAAACCCCGGGCCCUUACUUACUAUAUAACACCGCCAAACCCCCCUACUUUCCGUUUAAAAACACCAGCCCACCCCAAAAAAAUUCUAAUAACACCAGCCCAUCCCCAUACUCACUAAUAAACACCAGCCCUUUUUUUACAAAAAAAACCCGCCCCCAACCCCCACUUACCGUUUUAACACCAGCCCCCCCCCAAUACUUACUAAUAAAACCAGGCCCCUUUCCCCCUACUCACUUUUAAACCCCCAAACCCAUUUAAAUUUCAUAAAACACCAGCCCAUCCCAAUAAUUUCUAUAUAAAACCCGCCCCUCCCAAAUUUUUUACUUUUUUUAUAAACCAGCCCAUCCAUACUUUCUAAUAACACCCGCCCAUCCCCCCUACUUUCUAUAAACACCAAAACCCCAAACCCAAAACUCAAUAUAAACCAGCCCAUUUCCUUAAUUAAAAACCGCCCAACCCAUACUUACCGUUUUAACACCAAACCCCCCCCCCAAUACUUACUAUUAACACCAGCCCCCUCCCCUACUUUCUAUUUUAACACCAGCCCCUCCCCCUACUCAAUAUAAACACCAGCCCUUAAUUAUAUAAACACCAAACCCAACCCAAAUACGACCGUUAUAACACCAGCCCCCCCCCCAAAAAAUUUCUAUAUAAAAACCAGGGCCCCCCCACUACUUACUUUUAUAACACCAGCCCAUCCCAAUACUCAAUAUAUAACACCCGCCCAUUAAAAUUAAUUUUAACACCAGUCCAACCCUAAUUUCCGUAUAAAAACCAGCCCCCCCCCAAACUUUACAUAUAAAAACCAGCCCAUCCCACUACUUACUAUUUUAAACCAACCCACCACUACUUAUUAUAUAACACAAACCCAUCCCCACAAAACUAUAUAACACCAGCCCAACCCCCUCUUACCGGGAUAACACCAGCCCCCCCCAAAUUUUUACCAUAUAACAACCCGCCCCCUCUCAAACUUACUAUAAACACCCCGCCCAUUUGCCAUUUUACCCCCUAUAAAAACCAGCCCACCCCAAAAACACUAUAUAACACCCGGGCCCCUCCCACAUCCUAUAUAAAACCACCCCAUACUCAAAAUAUAACACCACACCCCCCAAAACUUUCUAUAUUUUAAAACCCGCCCAUCCCCCUACUUUCUAUAUAACACCAGCCCCUCCCCCUACUUAUAAAAACACCAGCCCAACCCAAAACUUACCGUUUAAAAACCAGCCCCCCCAAUCUUUCCAUAUAACACAAACCAACCCCCUACUCACUAUAUAACACCCCCCCCAAUACUCAAAUAUAACACCACACCACCCCCCUACUUCCCAUAUAACACCAGCCCAUCCCCCUACUUACUAAUAACCCAGCCCCUCCCCUAGUACUAUAUAAAAACCCCAACCCCCUCCAAAUACCCUUUCAAUAACACCAGCCCAUCCCAAAAAUUACCGAAACAAGAAAAACCCAAAACUUACUAUAAACACCGCCCCCUUUCCCCCACUCACUAAUAACACCCCCCCUAUCAACAUAUAAAAACCCCACCCACCCCACUAUUAAUAUAUAACACCCCGCCCAUUUCCCCCUACUUACUAAUAACACCCCCCCAUCCCCUAAUACAUGAACACCCAGCCAACCCACUACUUUUCCGUUUUAAAAACCCCGCCACCCCAAUAAUUUCCCUAAACACCACCAUCCCACUAAUACUAUAUAACACCCCCCCACUAUCAAAAAUUAACACCCCACCCCCCCACUAAACUUUUAUAAAACCAGCCCAACCCAAUAAUUUCUAAUAAAACCAGCCCCUUUCCCCCCGUUUCAUAUAACCCAGCCCAUCCCCCCUACUUUCAAUAAACCGGCCCCAAACCCACUACUUACCGUAACACCCGCCCAAACCCCCAAAACUUUCUAAUUUAAAACCCGCACACCCCAAUACUUUCUUUUAAAAUCAGCCCAUCCCCCUAAUUACUAUAUUAAAACCAGCCCCUCCCAAAUACUUUCAUAUAACCCCAGCCCCUCCCACUUUUCACUAAUUUAACCCCCAAACCCAUCCCCCUACUUACUAAUAACACCAGCCCAUCCCACACCCUUUCUAAUUAAAAACCAGCCCAUCCCACAUUACUAUAUUUAAAACCAGCCCAUUCCCCCCUACUUAUAUAUAAACCAAAACCCAUCCCACUAUUACUAUAUAAAACCAAACCCAUCCCCCACUUACUAUAUAACCCCCCAGCCCAUCCCACUUUCUCACAUUAACAACCCGCCCCUACUUACUAUAUAAAACCAGCCCCAAAAAAAUACUUAGGGGAAACACCAGCCCACCCCAAUACUUUUCUAUAUAACAACCCCCACAAACCCCCCCCCCCUACUUUUAAUAAACCAUCCCACGCCUCUACUUAGGGAGAAACCCCCAUCAAACUACUUAAUAUUAAAAAAUAGGGCCCCUCCCACUAUUUAAAUAUAACACCAGGGCCCCCCCCAACCCACUUACUAAAUACCCCCAGCCCAACCCCACUCUACCGUAUAAAAAUUUGCCCCCCCCAAAAACUUACUAAUAAACCCCCAAACCAAAACCCCCCCCCCAACUUUUACUAUAUAAAACCCUCCCCCCGCCACUACUUACUGUUUUAAACCAUCCCAAAUUACUAUAUAAACCACAUAAAUACUUACUAUAUAACAACAGCCCCUUUCCCCCUACUUACUAAAACAAAACCAUCCCACUAUUUACAUAUAAACCACCCCACCCCCUUAAUAAUAAACACCACCCCCCCCCCCCACACUUACUAAUAACAAAAGCCAUCCCCAAAUACUCCCCUAUUUUAAAAACCACCCUCCCCACUACUUAAUAUAUAAACACCACCCCCCCAAUAUUUACCAUAUAACAAACCCCGCAACUACUUACUUAUAAACCUUCCCACUACUUACUAUAUAAAACCCGCCCCCUCCCCCUAUUUCUAUAUAAAAACCAGCCCCUCCCAAAAACUUACUAUAUAACACCAGCCCUCCCACUACCUUUCAUUAAAAACCAAACCCAUCCCACUACUCCCCAUUUUAACAACCCGGCCCCCUUUCUUACUAUAACACCCCGCCCCCCAAACCCCCAAUUACCGUAAAAACACCCAACCCACCCCCAAAACUUACUAUAAACACCACCCCACCCCCCAAACAAUUUUUAAAACACCAUCCCACCCCCACUAUUAGGUAGAAACAAAAAAUCACAACUUACUAUAUAACAAAGCCCAACCCCCCUACUUACAAAAACACCCACCCCACAUUUCAUACAACCAACCCUCCCAAUUUUCUAUAUAAACACCACCCCCAAUACAACUAAAAAAAGCUCAAACAAAACUUACUUUUAAAAACCCCAACCCCCCUACUUAAUAUUUUAACACCACCCCCCCCACCCCACCCCACCCCCAAUACUUACUAUAAAACACCUUCCCCCUACUUACUAUGUAGCACCCCCACCCCCCCUACAAUAUAUAACACCACCCCCCCCAAUAUUUCCAUAUAAACCAUUCCCCCCUUUUCUUACUUAUAACACUCUCCCAUACCUUUUUAUUAAAACACCAGCCCAUCCCAAAUACUUUUCAUAUAAAAAACCCGGGCCCCUCCCACAAUUUCAUAGAAAACCCCCCCCCCUCCCCCACUAAAAAUAACACCAGCCCCUCCCCAAUUCCACUAUAUAAAAAACCAGCCCCCUUUCUUACUUAAACACCAGGGCCCAAACCCCCUACUUUCUGUUUAAAAACCAUUCCCCCCCCAAUACUUUUCUAUAUAACACCCCCCACACCCCACCCCAAUAAUUACUAUAUAAAAAACCAUCCCACACCCUACUUAAGUAGGAAAACCAUCCCCACUACUUAUUAUAACAAUAGCCCAACCCACUACACUAUACAACAAAAACCCCACAAAUUACUAUACAACACCAUCCCCCCAUUUAAUAAAAAACCCCAACCCCCCUACUUUCUAUAUAACAAAAAAGCUCAUCCAAAAUACUUACAUAAACCCAACCCCCCCCCACUACUUAAUUAUAAAACCCCCCAACCCCCCCCCACAAUACUUAAAAAACACCCCCCCAAUACUUUCAGGGGCACCAGCCCCCCCCCCCCAAAAAAAAACCCCACCCCCCCCCAACCCUUUUCCAAUAAACCCCCCACUACUUAUAAAAAAACACCUCCCAAAUAAAUUACUAAAACACCAAACCCCCCUCCCCCUAUUUUCUAUAUAAACACCAAACCCAUCCCCUACUUUCUAUAUAAAAAACCAGCCCACCAUAUUUUCAAAAACCCAGCCCCCUCCCCCUACCACUUUUAAACCCCCCGCCCAUUCCUUUUCAUUAACCCCAGCCCCAAACCCCCCAAAAAUGUUUAACACCAUCCCCCCAAAACCAACACUGUUUGGAAAACCUCACACUACUUUCUAAACCCAAAGCCCCAAAACCCCCACCACCAAAAACACCACCCCACUACAAUACAAAAACCCCCCCCACGAGGGGCAAAACACCACCCCACAAACCAAAACCAAAAGGCCCCCAAAAAAAAAAGGAAUAAAAACCACCCCCCCCCCCCUUAAUUUAAAUAUAACACCACCCCACCCCACCACAAUACUUACUAUAUAACACCAUCCCACUACUUACUAUGUAGCACCAGCCCACCCCACUACUUAAUAUAUAACACCACCCCACCCCAAUAUUUACCAUAUAACACCAUCCCACUACUUACUAUAUAACACUCUCCCACUACUUACUAUAUAACACCAGCCCACCCCACUACUCACUAUAUAACACCACCCCACUACUCAACAUAUAACACCACACCACCCCACUACUUACUAUAUAACACCAGCUGGGUUAACUGAGUCAGGUAUAGGACUCGUUUUACUGUGGAUAUAGAUACUUUUGUACCUGUUUCCUCCAGCAUAUUCACAAGGUCCUUUGCUGUUGUUCUGGGAUUGAUUUGCACUUUUCGCACCAAAUUACAUUCAUCUCUAGGAGACAGAACGCGUCUCCUUCCUGAGCGGUAUGGCGGCUGCGUGGUCCCAUGGUGUUUAUACUUGCGUACUAUUGUUUGUACAGAUGAACGUGGUACCUUCAGGCGUUUGGAAAUUGCUCCCAAGGAUGAACCAGACUUGUGGAGGUCUACACAUUUUUUUCUGAUGUCUUGGCUGAUUUCUUUAGAUUUUCCCAUGAUGUCAAGCAAAGAGGCACUGAGUUUGAAGGUAGGCCUUGAAAUACAUCCACAGGUACACCUCCAAUUGACUCAAAUGAUGUCAGUUAGCCUAUUAGAAGUUUCUAAAUCCAUGACAUAAUUUUCUGGAAUUUUCCAAGCUGUUUAAAGGCACAGUCAAUUUAGUGUAUGUAAACCUCUGACCCACUGGAAUUGUGAUACAGUGAAAUAUAAGUGAAAUAAUCUGUCUGUAAACAAUUGUUGGAAAAAUUACUUGUGUCAUGCACAAAGUAGAUGUCUCAACCGACUUGCCAAAACUAUAGUUUGUUAACAAGACAUUUGUGGAGUGGUUGAAAAACGAGUUUUAAUGACUCCAACCUAAGUGUUUGUAAACAUUCGACUUCAACUGUAUGUCUCUAUAAGCUUGGCACAUCUAGCCACUGGCAUUCUACAAGGCAAAAGUGCUCCAGCUCCUUCAAUUUGGAUGGGUUCCGCUGGUGUACAGCAAUCUUUAAGUAAUUCCACAGAUUCUCAAUUGGAUUGAGGUCUGGGCUUUGACUAUGCCAUUCCAAGACAUUUAAAUGUUUCCCCUUAAACCACUUGAGUGUUGCUUUAGCAGUAUGCUUAGGGUCAUUGUCCUGCUGGAAGAUGAACCUCCGUCCCAGUCUCAAAUCUCUGGAAGACUGAAACAGGUUUUCCUCAAGAAUUUCCCUGUAUUUAGCGCCAUCCAUCAUUCCUUCAAUUCUGACCAGUUUCCCAGUCCCUGCCAAUGAAUUUACAUCCCCACAGCAUGAUGCUGCCACCACCAUGCUUCACUGUGGGGAUGGUGUUCUCGGAGUGAUGAGAGGUGUUGGGUUUGCACCAGACAUAGCGUUUUCCUUGAUGGCCAAAAAGCUAAAUUUUUCUCAUCUGACCAGAGUACAGUCUUCCAUAUGUUUGGGGAGUCUCCCACAUGCCUUUUGGCGAACACCAAACGUGUUUGCUUAUUUUUUUCUUUAAGCAAUGGCUUUAUUCUGGCCACUCUUCCGUAAAGCCCAGCUCUUUGGAGUGUACGGCUUAAAGUGGUCCUAUGGACAGAUACUCCAAUCUCUGCUGUGGAGCUUUGCAGCUCCUUCAGGAUUAUCUUUGGUCUCUUUGUUGCCUCUCUGAUUAAUGCCCUCCUUGCCUGGUCCCAUGAGUUUUGGUGGGCGGCCCUCUCUUGGCAGGUUUGUUGUGGUGCAAUAUUCUUUCCAUUUUUUUAUAUUGGAUUUAAUGGUGCUCUGUGGGAUGUUCAAAGUUUCAGAUAUUUUUUCAUAACCCAACCCUGAUUUGUUUGGAGAGCUCUUUGGUCUUCAUAGUGCUGCUUGCUUGGUGGUGCCCCUUGCUUAGUGGUGUUGCAGACUCUGGGGCCUUUCAGAACAGGUGUAUAUAUACUGAGAUCAUGUGAAACUUAGAUUUUACACAGGUGGACUUUAUUUAACUAAUUAUGUGACUUCUAAAGGUAAUUGGUUGCACCAAAUCUUAUUUAGGGGCUUCAUAGCAAAGGGGGUGAAUGCAUAUGCACGCACCACUUUUCCGUUAUUUAUUUGUUAGAAUUUUCUGAAACAAGUGAUUUUUUUCGUUUCACUUCACCAAUUUGAACUAUUUUGUGUAUGUCCAUUACAUGAAAUCCAAAUAAAAAUCAAGGAAAAACGCCAAGGGGGAUGAAUACUUUUGCAAGGCACUGUAGCACCAGGCCACUACUUACUAUAUAACACCACCCCACCCCACUACUUACUAUAUAACACCACCCCACCACUUACUAUAUAGCACAAGUCCACCUCACUACUUACUAUAUAACACCAGCCGACCCCACUACUUACUAUAUAACACCAGCACACUACUUACUAUAUAACACCACCCCACUACUUACUAUAUAACACCAGCACACUACUUACUAUAUAACACCAUCCCACCCCACUACUUACUAUAUAACACCACCCCACUACUUACUAUAUAGCACAAGUCCACCUCACUACUUACUAUAUAACACCAGCCGACCCCACUACUUACUGUAUACAACCAGCCCACCCCACUACUUACUAUAUAACACCACCCCACCCCACUACUUACUAUAUAACACCACCCCACUACUUACUAUAUAGCACAAGUCCACCUCACUACUUACUAUAUAACACCAGCCGACUCCACUACUUACUGUAUACAACCAGCCCACCCCACUACUUACUAUAUAACACUAGCCCACCCCAUUACUUAACUAUAUAACACCACCCCACUACUUACUAUAUAAGAGCAGCCCACCCCACUACUUACUAUAUAACACCAGCCCACUACUUACUAUAUAACACCAGCCACUACUUACUAUAUAACACCAGCCACUACUUACUAUAUAACACCAGCCACUACUUACUAUAUAACACCAGCCACUACUUACUAUGUAACACCAGCCACUACAUACUAUAUAACACCAGCCACUACUUACUAUAUAACACCACCCCAAUACUUACUAUAUAACACCAGCCCACCCUACUACUUACUAUAUAACACCAGCCCACACCACUACAGCCAAACCACUGCCACACGCCACCUCACUACUUAUUGUAGGAAUGCUACAGGAGACAUACCAGGUAUGCACAGCCAAAACCCCAACCUGUGGGUCUACUAUAGUAUUUUUGUGCAUCACUACAUAGCCCAGGCUGCCUCCAAGUUACUCACAAAAGCCUACAUCCAUAUUACCCUCUUUAAAAACGUGCACCGCAGCCUGACCUCUAAAAACACUGGUCUUUACUUUAAAGAGAUUUCAUUCGCAGCUUGACAAAUUAUUAAUAAAGCUGAUAAGUCCAAAUAAUGCUUGCAAAUGUAAAGUGAUUUCUUUCUACCACAACCCAACUAACUACAGGUCUGAACCCUGAGAACACAGAAUGCUUUGAUCGGAGAUUGAAAAUGCAUGAACAAAGUGUUAUUUUUAAAAAUGCAGGGUAUUGUACAACAACAAAGAUGAGAAUUAUUCAUAGACGAUAGAGAGGAAGAGAUUUGGGGAAAUCUCUUUCGGGUCACAAUGAAUUUCAAAAGGGAUAAUUAAAUGCAAUUAAAAUGUGAUCAUAUAAAAGCUACAAAUCUUUCUGGAAUCACCAACUGAUAACAGCGUAAAUACAUUCGAUAUCCCCAUGCCAACAGUGCCAGGAUGAGUAGCUGCUGCUUUUGCAGAGAUUUGACAGAUUUGAGGUGUAUCUCCUGAAGAACAGAGUACCUCUAUCUCCUUCAGUGAGCUAUGUUGUGUUCAAAUCAGGACACCUACCAGUACUGUGUCUGUCUGCCACCAUCACAUUAAAGCUACUGUACAUAACACAGUCACAGCAUACUCCAGCAAUCACCAAAGAGCCUCUCAGUGGAAAGGUGGCCUUUUGGCUCAAUUUUUUUUAAAAGGUGGAGUAAAAUGGGCUUUUCUCCAUAUUACUGAUUUUCACACUCCACCCAGUUAUAAUAUAAAUGUCCACCAAACAAAAUAGGAAAUAUUUCUGCAUGGCUCAUUGACUUCAUAAAUUGAUUUGAUUCUAUUUGACUGGAGGGACUUAACUGUAAAAGUGGUGUAGGAGAUGUAAUGUGUAUGACGUAUUUGAUGGUAUAAAGUGCUUUGGCCAUGGGUUGAUGAAAGGGUCUAUAAAUCGAAGCAGUUUUAUGAGGAAAGGGUUCUUUUUAAUAGAGAGUUUAAGUAUGUCAGUCCAUAAAUAUAAAGGUGUGAGUAUAAGCAUGAGAUACGAAUGUUACGCUUGUGAAUGUAAGCAGAAGUGCAUCAUUUAGGAGUGGAUAGAAGAAUAUCGUGCACAUGGCAGUAUGUACUGUACCUAUAUUUUCAUGUCAUAGCAGAAUGUUCUUGUGUGUUUGUGGAUCAUAGAACCUGAACACGACUGUGGCCCAGGACUGGUGUCUAGCUCUACAGAGACUCAUCCGGAUCAAGGAGGAUCAGCUUCAGAAUGCCAACAAGUGCCGCUUACGCCUGCAAGUGCCUGGGAGACCAGACAAG